GGAAGAUGCUGCAGCAUGAAACCGUAUCUCCACUAACAGAGCGGCUGACUUCAUUCUGACUGCUGCUGCUGCUGCAUCCUCUGGACUGUUUCAAACUCGCUCAAAUAGAUUUUGGAGUUUCUCCACAUAUUUCUGUCUUUUGAGCACUUUUAACCAGGUUUUAAUGGAGUGUCUGUAUAAGACAUCUGUGGGGUGAGCAUUCUUCCUUCCCACACUCAUGGAGCACUGAGGGCCUCGCGUUGUCAUGGACAGGAAGGAGCAUUAUGAUUCUCUCAUGGACCGUAGCAAGCGCAUCAUGUGGCAGGACGACUGCUACAUGGACCUGCAGUCUACGUCCUCCUUCGCAUCGUCACAGGCAGAAAAGCAAAAUCUACUUUGGAUCCAAAAGCACAAAGAUGGGCUGCAGAGCUUUGUUUCACACUCCUUCCUGGAGGAAAUAGUAAGACACCUGAGAAAUGUGGAUGUUCUGAGCUCCGCUGAAGAGACCGGCAUCAAGGAAGCGGGCCAGUUACAGGACCAGAUUAAUAUGCUCACCACUAUCAUCAGCGGCAAGGACAGCCAGAGCUCGGACGCCCUGCAGGCGUUCAUAGAGAGCUCAGAUUCAGAGAUUUCCCAGCUUAUUUUAAACUACGAUCUCAUAGUGAAGAAGCACAAAGAGGUGCUAUUACAGCAACACGAGAAGCUCAGAGACAGAGAUUCAGCCAGCUGCCCCAAACUCAACAUCUCCUCCAGAACCUUGCUGCUGGUGGACGGACUUUCUGACUUCCAGCAGAAGGAACACGACCUGAUGCAGGUUGGAGUGACCCGAGGAGGGAGGAGAAACCAUCUGAGGCAGCUGGGGCUGUCAAAGCUCUUUGAGCCUCUCACCAAAGUCAGCCUGCCUCCCAGAGUCACGCUCACAGUCGGGGUGGCUGGUAUCGGCAAGACCACCUGGGUGCGACACUUCGUCCGGCAAUGGUGCCAAGGCACCAUCUGUCCGGACGUGCACUUCGUCUUGCCUUUGACGUUCUGCGAGCUCAACUCACUGGAGAAACUCUCCGCAGAGCGACUUCUGAAAAUGACUUUCCCUCAUCUGCCGGACGCCGGCUUGGUCCUGAGCAGCGCCUGCAGGACGCUGCUCAUCCUCGACGGUUUGGACGAGUUCCGCACCUCUCUGAACUUCUCCGACGCGGCGCCUUGCAACGACCCAAAGAGGGAGGUCUCCGUCGACGACCUGGUCACCAACAUCAUCCGGGGAAAUCUGCUCCCGGACGUGGCGGUGUGGGUGACCUCCAGACCAGGAGUGGCGUCCCAGAUCCCGGGGGGGCUGGUCGACCGGGUCACGGAGAUCCCGGGGUUCAGCCCGACGGACAUCCAGAUCUUUCUGCACCACCACUUCGCUGAGAAGGAUUUUGCGGGCAGAAUAUGGGCACAUUUGGAGUCCCACAAGGUGCUGAUGGUGAUGUGCUACAUUCCAUGCAUUUGCUGGAUGCUAGCGGAGACGCUGGUCUACAUCCUGCAGAGCGGGACGCAGGAGAGCCUGCCUAAGACCUGCACUGAGCUGUGUGUCCAUUUCUGCUCCAUGAUUGCAGAAGUGGGUGAACCCAGAGGCAGGGAGCCGGUCAAAUCUGAGCAGCUUCAUGCCACCAAUCGUAAACUGCUGGGCAACCUCGGACGGCUGGCCUUUUAUAGCCUCCUGAAGCACAAAUACACAUUCAGCGAGCAGGACCUCAGGGCCUACGGGAUAGAUUUACUGCUAACGCAAAGCAGCCUUGGCGCUGGAGUUCUCAUUCGAUGGGAGUCCACCAUACACUCCACCUACAGGUUCACACACCUGACUCUGCAGGAGUUCCUUGCAGCUACUUUCUACCACGUCUCCUCCAAGCGGGCCAUCUUUGACCUGUUCUCAGAGAGCACAAUGUCCUGGCCCAAGAUCGGCUUCCAAAACCACUUCAGGAGUGCCUUCCAGCACUCCCAGCAAGCCGAAGACGGCCACCUGGAUCUGUUUGUGCGCUUCCUGACGGGCCUGCUGUGCCCGACGACGAUAAAGCCUCUGGCCGGGCUCUUGGCCCUCGGGAAAGACGACGGAAGCCAGAAGGUUUGGGCGGCAGGGUUUCUGCAGGGCCUGCUGUCCAGCGUGGGUUCGGUGGUGUCCCUCCGAGCCGUCAACCUGGCGUACUGCCUGCAGGAGCUGCAGCACACGGAGCUGCUGCGGAGCGUGGAGGAGGACCUGCGGCAGGGCAGCCUGGCCGGGAAGCUGACGCGGCCCCACUGUGUGGUGCUGGGCUACCUGCUGCACGUUUCUCCAGAGUGCAGCGAACAGAUCAACCUGACGGGCUGUCUGAACUACCCCACGGUGAAAAGCUUACUCCCACAGCUGCUGUACUGCACCCACCUGAGGCUGGAGAGUAAUAACUUCAAGGACGACGUGAUGGAGCUGCUCGGGAGCCUCCUGAGUGCCAAGGACUGCCACAUCCACAAAAUAAGUUUGGCGGACAACCUUAUCAGCAACAAAGGAGCCAAAGCCCUGAGUCGAGCCCUCCUGGUGAACCGAACACUAACGUCUAUCAACUUAAAGAACAACAACAUUGGAUCCAAAGGAGCAAAGUUCCUGGCAGAGGCUCUGAAAAUGAACCAGGCCUUGGUAUCAAUCAACUUACAGAACAACUCCAUUGAGGAAGAAGGAGCUCAGGCCGUUGCAGAGGUCCUGCAGAGCAACCGCAAACUGGUGUCUCUAAACAUGAGGAAGAAUACAGUCGGAGCAGGCGGAGCCAAGAGGAUUGCAGAAGCUCUGAAGACAAACCGAACUCUUACAAAGUUGAUACUUUGCAGCAACCAGCUUGGGGACAAAGGAACGGCGGCUCUGGCCGAAGCUCUGACGUUCAACCACACUCUGCUGUCACUUCAGCUUCAGAGCAACUCCAUUAGCAACAAAGGAAUGACCGCCCUGACCAAAGCGCUGAGACUCAACCGGGGCCUUGUCUCUUUGAAUUUGAGGGAGAACUCGAUUGGGGUGGAGGGAGCCAAGAACAUGGCCCACGCCCUGCAGGAGAACAACUCUUUGCAGAACCUUGAUCUCACAGCAAACCUGCUGCACGACGACGGGGUCCGAGCAAUCGCUGGAGCGAUCAAGUUUAACCGAGGACUCACGUCUCUGCACCUCCAGUGGAACUUCAUCAAGUCAACGGCCACUAAAGCUCUGGCCCAGGCCCUCCUCUCCAACACCACCAUCCAACUCCUGGAUCUACAAGAAAACACCAUCGGGAACGAAGGUGUGAUUUCCCUCGCCGAAGCUCUGAAGGUCAACACGUCUCUGCGCACCUUAUGCCUCCAGGGCGUCUCGGCAGGGACCAGCGGCGCUGUUGCGAUGGCAGAAGCGCUGACCUCCAACCAGACUCUGCAAACGUUAGAUCUGCGAGGGAAUGCGGUGGGAAUGGAGGGAGCUAAAGCCUUGGCCAAUUCUCUGAAAUGCAACAGAAGCCUUAAAUCUUUAAAUCUGCAGGAGAACUCCUUGGGUAUGGAUGGAGCCAUAUUUAUUGCUACAGCUUUGAAGGGAAACCAUCAGCUAGCGUAUAUCAACUUGCAGGGAAAUGGCAUCGGAGAAUCAGGAGCAAAAGUAAUCUCUGAUGCCAUAAGAGCCAGCGCUCCCAGCUGCGUGGUGGAUAUCUAAAGAAGAACAGAAGAGUGAAGACGUUCAAUACGACAUCUCCUUGUUGGAGAUAACUCUUUGGAGAUGGUUUUAGAUUUGGACAGUCUCCUUCUGAUCUCCAUAUACUCAGAUGUCGCCUGGGUUUGUAGAAAAUGCAACAGACAUAGAGCUCAGCAUAUAAAACACGUGUUUGCACGAAUGGAUGUUUUUAUAGCACUUUGUAAUUGAACAUUUGUACAAAGGUUUUUUUAUUCAGAUUUUUCUAUAUUCUCCACUUUUUAUACAUGCUGUAUGUUCUGUGUAUUGUAGGCACAAACUGCCACAUUCAGUAAGCUAUUGAUUGAAAAGAGGAAACAAUGCAAAUAUAUUUAUGUUCAGACGAUUCAAUAAUUUGUGCUUCUUCAGGUGUAGAGACAUAAAAUGUAUCAAACAGACAAAACUAUCUUUUAUUUAUAUCCGUUUAAGCAAAAGCAAUGAAUUCAUGAAACAUGAAUCUGUGGUGUUGUUGGAUUCAGAUUGUAAUAAAUGCAGAGUUUAUGAUUUUAUAAA
This is a messenger RNA of Fundulus heteroclitus (mummichog), 4177 nucleotides long. It is a transcript of the gene nlrc3, whose product is annotated as NLR family, CARD domain containing 3. The record is from RefSeq and is a predicted model, not a curated record. The transcript is spliced from 19 exons. Gene Ontology annotation, molecular function: protein binding. Gene Ontology annotation, biological process: negative regulation of canonical NF-kappaB signal transduction. Bases 245 to 3649 code for a protein of 1134 amino acids. Gene Ontology annotation, cellular component: cytosol. NCBI's taxonomy places the organism in Eukaryota, Metazoa, Chordata, Actinopteri, Cyprinodontiformes, Fundulidae.